CCUCACAUGACCGAGCGGGGCCGGGCCGGGCCGGGAUGGGGCAGCGCGAUCGGAUGUUCAAGGUGCUGGUGGUGGGGGACGCCACGGUGGGCAAGACCUCGCUGGUGCAGCGCUACGCCAACGACAGCUUCAACCGGCACUACAAAUCCACCGUGGGAGUGGAUUUUGCGCUGAAGGUGGUUCAGUGGUCGGAGUCGGAGACGGUUCGGCUGCAGCUCUGGGACAUCGCAGGGCAGGAGCGUUUCACGUCCAUGACACGCCUGUACUACCGCGAGGCCGCGGCGUGCCUGGUGAUGUUCGAUGUCACCAACGCCGCCUCCUUCGGCAACAGCCAGCGCUGGAAGCACGACCUGGACACCAAAGUGACACUGCCCGACGGGAGCGCCGUGCCCUGCCUGCUGCUGGCCAACAAGUGUGACCUCUCCCCGUGGGCAGUGAGCAGGGAAGAAAUCGAUCGCUUCAGCAAAGAAAAUGGAUUUGCAGGAUGGGUGGAGACGUCUGUGAAGGAAAACAAGAACAUCAACGAGUCCAUGAGGGUUCUGAUUGAGAAGAUGAUGUCCUCAUCCUUGGGAGAUGGAAGCUCCUCCUCUGCUGGGACUGGGGAUUACAUCAACAUCAAGGAGAGCUCUCCUCCAGGCUGGGCCUGCUGCUGAAGCCACUGACACUCCCUGCCCCGGGGUCCAGCACUGAGGGGCUUCUUCUCUUCAUCACCAUCAUCAUCAUCAUCAUCAUCACCACCUUUCCCUACGCUCUCACUGGUUUGGGGUUUUUCCCCCGUGAUUUUGAACUUGCCUCCUGCUCAGUGACAAUUCCCUGGGAGUGAGGAAUGGGAGGAAGAGGAGUGGGAAGAUUCCUCUUUCUUCCUUCGUGCUCUGCUGGAGCACAAUCCAUGUCCAAGCAGUGCCUUGGAUCACACUGAAUUUUUUAAAUUUUCGAGCACUUCCUCCUCUGGCAGUGCUGCCCUGUCCCAGGCAGGGCUGUCAGAGGGAUUUUUUACCUUCCUGCACCUUUCCCCCCUCCUUGGGGACAUUUGGGGACACACCCCGAGCCUGUGGGUCAUUCCCAGCUGUGGGACUGCAGCCAGUGAUGGAUCUGUGUCCUGGAGGGAGCAGCACAUCCCAGCACUGCCACCAAAACCCCGAGGACACGGAACUGGAGCUGGAUCAGCACCGAAAUCCUGGGAGCUGAAUUUGGGAGCUGGAUCAGCACUGAAAUCCUGGGAAUUUGGGAGCUGGAUCAGCACUGAAAUCCCAGGGGCUGAAUUUGGGAGCUGGAUCAGCACUGAAAUCCUGGGAUUUUGGGAGCUGGAUCAGCACUGAAAUCCCAGGGGGCUGAAUUUGAGAGUUGGAUCAGCAGUGAAAUCCCAGGGGCUGAAUUUGGGAGCUGGAUCAGCCCUGAAAUCCUGGGAAUUUGGGAGCUGGAUCAGCACUGAAAUCCUGGGAAUUUGGGAGCUGGAUCAGCACUGAAAUCCUGGGAAUUUGGGAGCUGGAUCAGCACUGAAAUCUUGGGGGGCUGAAUUUGGGAGCUGCAGCAGCACUGAAAUCCCAGGGGCUGAAUUUGGGAGCUGGAUCAGCACUGAAAUCCCAGGGGGGUGAAUUUGGGAGCUGGAUCAGCACUGAAAUCCCGGGAAUUUGGGAGCUGGAUCAGCACUGAAAUCCCAGGGGCUGAAUUUGGGAGCUGGAUCAGCACUGAAAUCCCAGGGGCUGAAUUUGGGAGCUGCACCAGCACAGCCCUCACCCCCCUGGGCUCUGCCUGCGGGGCAGAAACCCCAAAAUUCAGUCAGGAAUCAUUUCUGCCCUUCCUUUUCACCCCUGUGCCUGGCAGGGCCCUUUUCUCCUGCUUUAUUGGGUGAGGAGGGGGCUGUAAAAUCCCCUUUGUGUGGCCCCACAAGGGCCCUUUGCACUUUUGGGACAGCCUCCACCUUCUUAUCCCAAAGAGUUUUUGGCAAUUGCUGCUGAAAUUCCCUUCCCCUGCAGCCAGGAGGGGAUUUGGGGUAGGAAACAGCUCCCUAAAAAACCCCCCUGCUGUUUUAGUGGGGCUGGAGGAGAGGAGGAGGAGGAGGAAAAAACUUUUUGGGAUGAAAGGAAAGGAAGGAACCACUCCCCAUUUCCCUUUGGUGCCGCUUUCCCCCAGAUAUUCGCGGUGGAGAGCAAUUCUGGCCAAAAAAAAAUGGUAUAAAUGGAGGAGAAUUUAUAGGAAAUUUGCAUUUCAGGGCUGGGGUUUUGUGUGGUUAAUUCUGGAUUUUUCUAUUCCGUGUUUCACUGGUGGUGCACAAUCACCCUGCUCAUGUUUUGGGUUUGGAUUUCAGCAAAAGGCCUUUGCUAAUUGGGUUUUUUUUUUAUUUCCUUGAGUGAUUUAAGUGGAAAACAGGACUAGAAAUGGCUGUGUCCUGCUUUCUGCUGAAUUAGGACUUUGCUCUGGCAAAUUAUUCCUCCUGCCUGUCUUGUAUAGAGGGAGGAGUUGGUAAAACAGGCACUGAUUCACUAAAAAAUCUGAGUUUUCAUUCUCUGGAGCUGAAAAGAAUUUCAAACUCAACAGUGAGGGUUAAGAAAUUUAGAAUUACUUGCACUCCACUGUUUUAAGGAAAAGCUGAAAUACCUGGGCUAGGGUUCUGCUGUGCAAAUAUUGCCAAAUUUGGGGUUAGUGGUGCUUAAAAAUACCUUUUUCUGCACCCUUGGUUAGCAACAAAUUUGAAGUGCCUUGCUGAAUUUUACUUCAUUGUCUUAAAAACAAAAAAAAGAAGAAAAAAUGGCUUUUAAUCCUAUAAAUAUUUAAUCCUAGAAAUAUUUCUAGUUUUUUGUAGAAAGUGAAAGAAGUGCCUAAUUUUUUUAAAGGAGCUGUCACGAAAGCCCUUUAGGAUUCAGGUGUUAUUUGUUGAUUUUUUGUACUUGCACCUUAAAGUGUUUCUGCAGAGAGCUCUCCUUAGAGGUGGAAAAUCCUGCCCAGGCCCCACUCACUGCUCAGAGCAGCUGAAAAUUCCCAAUUUUUGCUCCAGAAUCCUGGAAUGGUUUGGGUGGGGAGGAUUUUUAAGGUCCCCCAGUGCCACCCCAGCCACGGGCAGGGACAUUUCCACUGUCCCAGGGGUCCUGGGGCAGCCCCAUUCCUUUGGAUGGAUUCCUCACAAGGAAUUUGGGGAAUUCUGCAGGAAAAUUUUGUUCCAUCUUCACUUUGAUACCUCCCAGUGCCUCUUUGGAGCCUGCACCUCUUCCUCUAAAAGUGCCUCCAAGAAUCCACCAAAAUCCCAAAGGAGUUUUUUUUUUAAAAAUCUAUUUCACUAAAAUUAUUUCUAUUUCUAUUUCUAUUUCUAUUUCUAUUUCUAUUUCUAUUUCUAUUUCUAUUUCUAUUUCUAUUUCUAUUUCUAUUUCUAUUUCUAUUUCUAUUUCUAUUUCUAUUUCUAUUUCUAUUUCUAUUUCUAUUUCUAUUUCUAUUUCUUAUUUCUAUUUCAUUUCUAUUUCUAUUUUUUAAAUUUCUAUUUCACAGCAUUUCCGUGCUGCCCAUCGGUUUCCAGUCCAAGGGGUUUUUUUUCCACAUUUACUGUUUCUAACAGCUGAAAAAAAGUUAAAUACAACCCCCCACAAGCUGCACAAAAGGAAGAGUCGUUGCUUGAGCUGUUGUAAAACCCCAAGCAGACAGGAAAGCGAUUUUCCUGGGCAGCUGGGAGUGUUUGCAGAGACCUCCCUGUGCUUAAAAAAUGCCAAAAAAACCCCAAAACUGCCCCUCAAUAAAUCAGAUUCCAAACCCCCAUCCAGGGGCUGUGCCCAGCUUGUGCCAGCUGAAAUAAUUCAGGUUUUAGACAGCAAGGGGAGAGCCAAGAAAUGCCUUAAUUGAACUCCUGUUGAUGUGGGUGGGUAAAAACCUGAAUAUUUCAAAUAGGAAGCAGAAAUUGUCUUUAUUCUGUUCACUCGUGGCCUCCUCAGGAAUGAGCAGCUGGGGAAAUAAAGGAAUUUAUUUUUCCCUGUGCCCUCUGUGUGACUCUGGGGCGACUUUUCCCGUUCCCUUCUCGUUUCUCCUUCCUGGAAUUUCAAUUUGUGGAUUCCAAGGUGAAUUUUGGGAAUUGGUGGCUGCACUCUGUGAGGCCACACACCUGGAGGAUUUCUCUGCAGCUUCAAUAAGUCAAAAAUAUCAAAAUUUAGCUUUUUUUUUAAAAUUUCUUGCUGUUAAACAGGAGUAUUUUAGAGGCAGGGUCCUGACUGUUGUAAAAUUCAGUGUUAUGGUUGUGCCAAGAGGAAAAAGUGGAUUUUAAUCCACGUCAGGCAGUCAGUGGGGCAGCAUUGCAACGGUUUGAAAUAAAAAUUUGACAUUUCUCA
This is a messenger RNA of Prinia subflava (tawny-flanked prinia), 4307 nucleotides long. It is a transcript of the gene RAB29, whose product is annotated as RAB29, member RAS oncogene family. The coding region runs from base 36 to 653 and encodes 205 amino acids. Lineage: Eukaryota; Metazoa; Chordata; Aves; Passeriformes; Cisticolidae. The record is from RefSeq and is a predicted model, not a curated record. Gene Ontology annotation, molecular function: GTP binding; GTPase activity. The transcript is spliced from 5 exons. Gene Ontology annotation, biological process: endosome to lysosome transport; phagosome-lysosome fusion. Gene Ontology annotation, cellular component: trans-Golgi network; phagocytic vesicle; late endosome.